AUGCACCGGAUUAACUCGUGGGCGAAAGCUCACGCAUCGUCUCGCGGUCCUACCAUCACCAGGACCUCCAGCAAACCAAAUCUCGAUACUAUCUCCUCCUCAACCUCCCGCGAUGCUGAAGUGACUCCCCCCGUCGCCAAGGCCGAGGGUGAAAGCCCCACCGAGGCCGACGAUGAAAAGAAACAAUUAAGCAUGCUGCGUCGCAUGCGCAAUGGCAGCAUCCGAUUCUAUCACCACACAAAGGAUGCCCUCAUUCACAGUUGGGUCAAUGUCCUCCUGGUCUUUGUGCCUAUCGGCAUCGCCUGUAAGGCUGCAGGUCUUAGCCCGGCCAUUGUCUUCGCCAUGAAUGCCGUCGCAAUCAUCCCCUUGGCUGGUUUGCUGAGCCACGCGACGGAGAGCGUCGCUAGUCGCCUCGGUGAUACCAUUGGCGCCUUGAUCAAUGUCACCUUCGGUAAUGCCGUCGAGCUGAUCAUCUUCAUUAUUGCACUCGUCAAGAAUGAGAUCCGUAUCGUGCAGGCCUCCCUGCUCGGAUCCAUCUUGGCCAAUCUACUGCUGAUCAUGGGAAUGGCCUUCCUCUUCGGUGGUCUCCGCUUCCAGGAGCAGAUGUACAACAGCACCGUCACGCAGAUGAGUGCUUGUAUGUUGAGUCUGUCCGUCAUGUCGCUGCUCUUGCCAACCGCCUUCCAUGCGUCCUUCAGCGACAGCACCUUCGCCGACAGCCAAACACUCAAAGUGAGCCGUGGUACCAGCGUGGUUCUCCUGCUGGUCUACAUCUUGUACAUUCUGUUCCAGUUGAAAUCGCACUCCUACCUCUACGCCAGUGUGCCCCAGCGCAUCAUUGACGAGGAGUCGCAUCCCGGUGUUCUCGCCGAGUUCUUGAACAGCUCCGACUCGUCAUCGAGCUCUAGCGACGAUUCUGUCGAUACUACCACCUCAUGGUCCACUGCGAAGCGCAUCAAGAAGGCCAUUGGGAAUCGUCGUCGUCGUAAGUCCAGUACCAGCACCACGUCCGGCAAGGGUACUGUGUCGCGCCAAUCGACCCAAAAGCAGGUCAUGGUGAAUGAGAAUCAGGGUUCCAUCGACAACUCCAUUGGCAGCACCAACAGCGUUGCUGUUGAUGAUGAAAUCAACUAUGAUGCUGAUGCCGACGCCCAGGGUUCGUCUGAAGUCCGCUCUCGCGACUUCGGUCAAGCCCUCACCAAGAUUGGCACUGCGCAGAGUGAAAAGGCUCGUCGUCGCGAACGCAAGAAGCGCCGCUCCAAACGUGCCGAGAAGGCCGUGGCAACGGCUCAAGCUCAAGCUCAGGCACACCCGCAGAUCCUGCCGGCGCACGUUCAGGCCCCGCGUCCUUCAAUGGCGGGCGCCAAGUCUGUCCCGAGCUUCGCAGGAAUGGAGGGUGCAGUCGAGAACGAGGCCCAACGCAAAUGGUCACCCUUUGGACCAAUUCCUUCUCUGCUUUCGAACACCGUGUUCAGCUCGCAGAGUCCGGCCAAUUCCCCUCAACUGGGUAGUGCCGCUGCGCGCCCGACCAUGGCCCGGAGUAAUUCCCUCCCCGCGCGGGUCACUCGACAGCCGCCGGUCGGAAACGCGGUGCAGUUUGCCAGGGGUGCAUCUCGUCUCACGGAUCCUCUGGACCCCAUCGCUCCCACCGUACAGCCGCAGGAGAUCGAGCCCGAAAUGUCGCGCACGGCGGCGGUGGUCAUGCUUCUUCUCUCUACCGGUCUGGUCGCCGUGUGCGCCGAGUUCCUGGUUGACGCGAUUCCGGAAAUGAUCGCCAGUUCGCCUGUCAGCGAGGCGUUCAUUGGAUUGAUUAUUCUUCCGAUUGUCGGAAAUGCUGCCGAGCACGUUACGGCGGUCACUGUCGCGACGAAGAACAAGAUGGAUUUGUCAAUUGGUGUUUCUGUCGGAAGUAGUAUUCAAAUUGCUAUAUUUGUCACCCCGCUUGUUGUUAUUCUCGGAUGGUGCAUGGACAAGGACAUGUCGCUGUAUUUCACCCUUUUUGAAACAGUGUGUCUGUUUGUCACAGCUUUCGUGGUGAAUUUCCUUGUCCUGGAUGGUCGCAGUAAUUAUCUGGAAGGUGCACUGUUGAUUGCUGCGUACGUGAUCAUCGCGCUGGGGGCCUUCUUCUACCCCGAUAACAGCAAGGCCAGCGUGUGGGCGGGGGCUUAG
Molecule: messenger RNA, 2169 nt
Organism: Penicillium waksmanii
Lineage: Eukaryota; Fungi; Ascomycota; Eurotiomycetes; Eurotiales; Aspergillaceae
Exons: 3
Coding region: 1-2169 (722 amino acids)
Biological process (GO): calcium ion transmembrane transport; intracellular calcium ion homeostasis
Cellular component (GO): fungal-type vacuole membrane
Molecular function (GO): calcium:proton antiporter activity
Source: RefSeq, a predicted model, not a curated record